Molecule: messenger RNA, 3063 nt
Organism: Xyrichtys novacula (pearly razorfish)
Lineage: Eukaryota; Metazoa; Chordata; Actinopteri; Labriformes; Labridae
Source: the annotation of a GenBank genome assembly
AUCACACACAUUCUGUGGAGCCUGCAGAGGAACAUGACAUGUUUCUUUAGGACCACCAGCGUUCAAAGCUCCUGUAAUCUUUGGAAACCAGCACUUUUUCCUUAAUUUUGUCAAGAAACAUCUCCACAGGUAGGCCUUUCUGAUUUUGGUUUAAACUGCUCUUUACGCCUAUGAUAACAUCUUUCCUCAGGAGUUCUUUUACUGAUAUUUUCUUAUAUGAGAACAGUGUUGCCAAGUUUAUGACCAAAAAAAAAACUACAACGCAUGUCUUUCAUUGGGGUAAAUUUCAAGACAUAAUGCAUCUAGGAUGUGGAUGGAUAGCUGAAAACAUUAAAUAUUUUGUGACUUAAUUUCCAUGAUAAAGGUUUAAUGUGUGUUGCUGGUCCAUUUGAGUGUGUAGGAGGGGGGUGGGGUUGAUUUCAAACUACCAGAUUUUUCUUUUUUUUUCUGGUUUAAUGAGAGAGGGCAUUUUCCUUUGCUGUUUUAGUGCAAUACAUGGUUAGUUUAGGGUAUCAUAGAGGCUGGAAAAAAAUAAUUUAUCAAGACCAGUGUGCAUGAAGCUUCAUAAAUGCAGCACUUGAGUCCAAGUCCAAUUUUCUCACGAUUGUAUCACAUCUUAUCGUAUUGUAUUGUAUCAUGUAAACCUGCAAAACACUUCCCGCCUUCGUGGAUUUAUACCAAAUUAGGAUGCUAACUCAUUUUAGGGUGUUUCAGUAACCCUAAUAAAUGUGAUAGCUGAUUAAUUCACAAUUAAACUGAAAUGAAUUCACAGCACUUUUCACUGAUGUUUAUUUGAGUAACUGACUCCUGCUUUUUUCCAGUGUAAACUAGCACUCAACUCAUGUAAAGGAUGGUAGGAGUGAAACUGUUGUUGCCCAUCAUACUAAUGUCUGUGCUGACAUCUUAUGGACAACAAUUGGCAGAGGAGUCCUGCACUGUACAGAUUUUGGUCCCUGGACUCAAAGGUAAGAUGCUCUGUGUUCUUUCUUAUACAGGGAAACAAAAAUGUCUAACUCUCUCAACAGGUUAUCACAUUUUUAUUGUAUUCUGUCUUUUUUUGCAAAAGGAGAACCAGGUGAGAAAGGACAAAAAGGAGCACCAGGGCGACCAGGAAGAGUUGGGCCUGCAGGAGAGACUGGUACAGUUUUUAGAGUCUUGUAACAAAGGGAGAGGACUCCAGCGCGUUUUUGUUUUUCAGUGCAUGGGAAAACAUUACACUCUAGUGUAUGCAUAUCCUCACAUUUCACGACUACCAAGCCAAAACCAGGAAGAAAAAAAAAGAAGUGGGGUAAAGAUCACAUUUCUUGAGCUGAUAAUGUGCUGUUACAUCACUCGCAGGCCAUCCAGAGAUGGCUUGGUGUUUACAUUGGGGUGAGAGGUUGAUGUGAGGAUCUGCUGCUGUGGGUGAAUGUUUACUGAAGAACCUAAUGAGGAGUGGAGGCUGUUGACAUACUUUUUGGUGGAGAUUACACAGACUCAGCGUUUAUUCAAUGCGCCAAGGUGUAUCCUUGAGAUAAGGGUUUGGGGAAUUUUGGAUGUUGCUUUAAUGAAACUUAAUUUGUGUGGACCCAAAAGAGGAGCUGAGUGGUUUAUUAAGUAGAUUACAUAGUGAUAAAACCUUCCUGACACGUAUAUUUAUUUAUCUAUUUUGUAGGUCAUCCUGGACUUAAAGGUCAGAAAGGCAUUAUGGGACGUUUUGGAAAAGUGGGUCCAAGUGGAAUGAAAGGUAAUUAGAAAAAGGGAGAACAUGCUUCCCUUGUUGUUGUUUAUUAUAGUCUUAUUUAUUUACAGUUUUAUGAAUAAUUACUUUUCAUAUUUUAGGAGUAAAAGGAGACAUGGGGGAUCCAGGUCCUAGAGGUCCGAGUGGAGAUCCAGGUAAAUAUUACGCCAGGUUUUUUAGACUGUAAAAAAAAAAGACUGCAGGAUUAGACUGGCAUGUUUGGUAGAAUGUGUGUUAAUCUCCCACAUGUCUGCCUUAUCAGGUGUUCCAUGUGAGUGCACACCAAUGAGAAAACUGAUUGGAGAAAUGGACAUUCUUGUGGCGCAGCUCUCCUCUGAACUCAAAUUUAUUAAAAAUGGUAAGAUCUGAGCAUUUUUGGUGACUUUUCGAAUCUUAUUUCUCAAAGGAAAAAUCCUUGUAUCUGUUUUCACUAAUUAUCCUUGUACAAAUGCAAAUACUUGAUGUGCCAAAGUGAAAUUUAUAGAAAUACAAGUGCUCAUUUUUCAGCACUGCCCUCCCCCGCAGCUGUUGCUGGCAUAAAAGAGACAGACAGUAAGGUGUAUCUGUUGGUGAAGGAGGAGAAACGCUACGCAGACGCUGAGCUCUACUGUCAGACAAGGGGAGGGCACCUUGCCAUGCCUAAGGAUGAGGUGGCCAACACAGCCAUCGCAGGGUACAUAACUGAGGCGGGUCUAAGCAGAGUCUACAUCGGGAUCCAUGACCAACAACAUGAGGGUGUGUUCACCUACGCUGAUCUCUCUCCCAUGACUACUUUCAGCAAGUGGAGGAAAGGAGAGCCCAACAACGCCUAUGAUGAUGAGGACUGCGCUGAGAUGGUGGCCUCUGGAGAGUGGACAGAUGUGGCGUGCAGCCCGACCAUGUAUUUUGUCUGUGAAUUUGACAAGGACAGUGUCUGAGAGUAUUCUGUGAUGAGGAUACAGUAUAAAAAUGGACAAAUACAAAAAAUGUUCAACAUAUGUUUUGUGUAUUCUCUGUAAAUAGGAUGACAAAAUGACAGGAAAGUUGUGUAAAGUAGUGUAUAUUCUACUUCUUCUUUUACUAAUAUCUUAUUUAUUUUCUUAGUUCACAAAAUAUUCAGUUUUUGUUCUUUUGGGAAUAUUACAUUUUUUAAGUUAACAAAAUAUCCUAAACUCUAUGAUUCAUGUAUUUUUAUCAAUCUGUGAGGCAGGGCAUUGAGAUUAUGUCACACAUACUUUCAUACUGCAGCAGUGCUAACAAUAAAUAAGGUAAUAUAAAAAGGAUGUAGUCUUUGCAUAAAAUAUGAAAUUACAGAUGGAUUUUGCUUCCAGUUGGUUGCUGCUAAUAAAAGAGGUUGAAUACAA